UUCGAUGCAAUGCUGCUGCUGCUGCUGCUACUCGGCCUGGCCUCCGUGGUCUCCCUGGCGGAUGGCUACGACCGGAGCGUCAACUACUGGGAGGCCUUUGCGCCCGGCAAGCUGCUGCAACGACUGGACGCACUAACCGUCGGCGAGGCGGCUCAAUCGAAUCGAAUGGUGGCCAAGCUGCCGGAGAUGAUGCAGCCCGUCCAGACGCAGGCGCAGGCCAAGGCGGAUGAGGAUCUGGAGGACGUGGAUGUGGAUGUGGAGGAAGCAGAGGCAGAGGACAGCCACGAGGGAUACUCCGGCGAGGAUUACGAGCGCAACUACGAGCAGUUUGUCAAGGAGUACUUCGAUCGGGCUGCCGAAAACCAUGACAACCACGAUGACGACGACGACGACGAGGAGGAUCUGGCGGAGGAGACCCAGGCGGAGGCCACGAGUGUCAAGGAUCAGCGCUGUCGGCGGGUCAAGCGGAAGGAUGGCCAGCUGUGCGAGAUCUGUCGGCAGUUGAAGAACAACGAGGUAUCGGAGACCUGCAGCUACUCGCAUGACGAUCAACCGGAGCAGUAUGCCUUUGGCAGUGGCACCCAGUACAAGCGCUAUCGCAACAACGAUCCCGCCGAGAAGCAGGAGAAGGAGCAGAAGCAGGAGCAGGACGAUGCACCCAGCAGCCUGUGCGUCCGGCGGCAGCAGGGCAAUAGGGUGUGCUACGAGUGCAAGGACAGCAAGGGCCAGAAGAUCGAACGCUGCUACAAGACGAAGGCCAGAAAGAAGAAGGCAUCUGCCGCAUCUUCUGCCAAACGGAAGCCGCGUUCCCAGCAGUCGCAGCAGUCGGAGCAGGAGCAGCGCAUCUACAAGCGCACCAUCAGCUACAGCUACGCCCAGGGCUCGGAUCAGGAUCAGCAGCAGGAGCAGCCUCCUGUUGCGACAACGGAGCAGCCAGUGCCUCGCCAACGUCGCCGCCGCCUGGUGAAGAUCACACGUCGACGCGGACCAGUUCGAGUCCAAUGAUUUUGUUUCGUUUUUCUAUUGUAUCCCCACUCACUAGCUUAGAUUAAUUAUUACACAUAUUUUUUUUGUUACAAUAAACCAUUCUGUAAGA
This is a messenger RNA of Drosophila takahashii, 1096 nucleotides long. Its product is annotated as probable serine/threonine-protein kinase kinX. NCBI's taxonomy places the organism in Eukaryota, Metazoa, Arthropoda, Insecta, Diptera, Drosophilidae. The record is from RefSeq and is a predicted model, not a curated record.